AUGAGCGCACGGCGGGCUCGUGUGCAAUAUGGGAAAACAUCAAAGAAGAUUCAUAGUCGCGUACGAGCGGAAACGUCUGUAACGGAUGAACAUACUUUAGAAAUAGAAGGUUCACAACCAAGUCGUGUGGCAGUUGUAGCAAAAUCUAAGCCUAUUGCAGAUGGGAACCAUAAAACCGAAUAUAUGGAGAAGGAAUCACGCGUCAAAGCUCCCCAUAAGAUCAAGACCGACCUUCCCGCAAUGACACUCAUUCAAGGUAUGUUGGCUCGCAACCUCUCCCCUGUGGUUGAGCGCUU
This is a messenger RNA of Acaulospora colombiana, 296 nucleotides long. The record is from the annotation of a GenBank genome assembly. NCBI's taxonomy places the organism in Eukaryota, Fungi, Glomeromycota, Glomeromycetes, Diversisporales, Acaulosporaceae.